AUGAGAUUUUAUCCGUACCUCUUCUUUGCACCAACUGCUGCAGUCGCCUUAGCUCAAGUCGUCCAUCCUCUGCACCGGACCGCUUCCGAUAUACAGCAGCAGCAACAACGGCAGCCGCAGCCGGCCAACCACGCGCAAAUCCCACUUGUGAAGCCUGCCGGAGGACUCGGCCCAGCCAUGCCACCUUCCGGAGCGCCUCAAACAGACGGCCCCGCAAACGCGGGGGGCGGCGGCCCAGUCAUGCUUUCAGAUGUCAUGGGACGGGAUAAGAGCAUCAACCUCUUUGCAGGCUUCCUUAGGAACAUCGAGUCUCCGUCUCAGCGUUUAGACGAUCCAGCCAGGAACACGACCGUGCUCGCACCCCUUAACUCGGCCGUAGAAAACCUUCCACGGAAGCCAUGGGAAGAUCCGAAAGACUACAGCGCUUUGGGCACGAAUGCGUAUGAAGGCGAGGAUGGACAGGGACGAGCGCAGCGCAACCUGCGUAGGUUCGUUGAGGCUCAUUUGAUUCCAACCAGCCCAUGGCCGGCUGGCGAGAAGGUUAAGCCGGUGGGUGGUGAUACGGAAAUCUGGUGGGAGGAGAAGGAUGGUGUGAAACGGAUCCAACCGGGAGAUAUUGAAGUUGUCAGUGUAGGCAGCACUGUCGUCAAUGGCGAAGUGUGGAUCUUGAAAGGCGUUCGGAAUUAUACCGGAUAG
This is a messenger RNA of Sordaria macrospora k-hell, 696 nucleotides long. Lineage: Eukaryota; Fungi; Ascomycota; Sordariomycetes; Sordariales; Sordariaceae. The record is from RefSeq and is a predicted model, not a curated record.